This is a messenger RNA of Scomber japonicus (chub mackerel), 2026 nucleotides long. Its product is annotated as striatin-3-like. Gene Ontology annotation, cellular component: dendrite. Lineage: Eukaryota; Metazoa; Chordata; Actinopteri; Scombriformes; Scombridae. The record is from RefSeq and is a predicted model, not a curated record. Gene Ontology annotation, molecular function: calmodulin binding; armadillo repeat domain binding; protein phosphatase 2A binding.
AAACCAGACAGAUUAUUGGAUUUAUAAGACGCUAUGAUUUCCGACCCUCUAUGCUGCCCCAUGAACGCCCCGCAGUGUGUUUGGAUGUCCCGACAUGCAUUGCGGCCGGGGUGACCGGGAGGGAGAGACAGCAGUAAUGGCGGCCGGUUAGCUACACACACAGACACCGAGUCACAGCAGCCUCUCACACCGGAGCUGACACACGGGCUCCGGGAGGGCACGGGAACCCUUCAGCGGGGAAUCUAACUUCUAGUGUUAUUAAAAACAAAUAUGGAUGAGCAGCCUGGAGGAGGAGGAGGAGGUGCAGGAGGUGGAGCCCUGCAGCAGCCGUGCAGCAGCAGCAGCAACAGAGGAGGAGGUGGUGGUGGUGGUGGUGGAGGUGGAGGAGUCAUGGUGCCCCACCAGCCGGAGGAGCUGCCCCGGCCCCAGCAGCAGUACACCAUCCCCGGCAUCCUGCACUACAUCCAGCACGAAUGGGCCCGCUUCGAGAUGGAGAGGGCCCACUGGGAGGUGGAGAGGGCCGAGCUGCAGGCGAGGAUAGCGUUCCUGCAGGGAGAGAGGAAGGGUCAGGAGAACCUGAAGAACGACCUGGUCAGAAGAAUAAAGAUGUUAGAAUACGCGUUAAAGCAGGAAAGAGCAAAAUAUCACAAGUUAAAAUACGGAACAGAGUUAAACCAAGGAGAGAUGAAGAUGCCAAGCUUUGAAUCAGACACCAAAGACUCUGAGGUCUCUGCUGUUCCCGCCAACAGUCAGCUCACCUGGAAACAAGGAAGACAAUUACUCAGACAGUAUCUACAGGAGGUGGGGUACACAGACACCAUCCUGGACGUUCGUACUCAGAGAGUUCGCUCUCUGCUCGGUCUGUCGGGUUCCGAGCAGAACGGAUCCGUAGAGAACAAGAACCUGCAGCACCUGAUCAACGGGACGGAGCGCCGCAAGGACAGCAAGAGGACUCCAGGUGACGUUCUGGAGACGUUUAACUUCCUGGAGAACGCAGAGGACAGCGAUGAAGACGAGGAUGAGGAAGGAGACCUGAUGGACGACAUCAGCACCGACAAACACCACCGAGCCAAGAAACACAAGACCAAGGUGGGAAACGAGGGCUUGGCGUCGGAGGACGACGCCGACACGGAGGAAGCGCUGAAGGAGUUUGACUUCCUGGUGACGGCCGAGGACGGCGAAGGAGCCGGCGAGGCGCGGAGCUCCGGAGACGGGACGGAGUGGGGUGACCUCUGCCCAUUCCCCACCGGCGGGGGGAAGUCCUUCCUGUUGGGGGGGGCUGACGACGUCCUGGAGAGCGUGCUGGGAUUGGGCGACCUCGCUGACCUCACCGUCACCAACGACGAAACAGACUACAGCUACGAUCUGCCGUCCAGUAAGGAGUCUUCGUUCAGGAAGACGUGGAACCCUAAGUACACGCUGCGGAGUCACUUUGACGGCGUCCUGCGAGCGUUGGCCUUCCACCCCGUCGAGCCCUGCCUGGUCACCGUGUCCGGAGGAUCACACGCUCAACUGUGGAACCUCACCAAGACCGUCCCCGCCAAAAAAAGUGCCUCUUUUGAUGUGGAACCCAUCUACACAUUCAGAGCUCAUGUUGGUCCAGUGUUGUCGUUGGCGAUGACUUCCAGUGGUGAGCAGUGUUUCAGUGGAGGCCUCGACGCUACGAUCCAGUGGUGGAACAUCCCGAGCUCUAAUGUAGACCCAUACGACACCUACGAUCCGAGCGUCCUGGCCGGCUCGUGGGCGGAGCAUACGGACGCUGUGUGGGGAUUGGCUUACAGCGGCAUCAAGAACCGCCUCCUGUCGUGCUCAGCCGACGGGACGGUGAAGCUGUGGAACCCGCAGGAGAAGAACCCCUGCAUCAGCACUUUCAACACCAACAAGGAGCACGGCAUCCCCACGGCGGUGGACUUUAACGGGUGUGACCCCGCCCACAUGGUCGCGUCCUUUAACAGCGGCGACGUCGUGGUUUAUGACCUGGAGACUUCCCAGCAUGCACUGGUGCUGAAGGGUCAGGGAGAGGGCA